AUGGGUAUUGAGGUCUCGGGAUGGGGUCAAAGCCAAGGGCUCACGGAGGCUACAAGCGUCAAAACAAUCGGGAAGAAGUUGAUCUCUACCGCGCAUGCCCUGCUCGAUCGACACGCCACACGCUAUGAGCCAGGGCUCACCUGUCCGCACCUCCUGCUCCAGCUCAUGCCACAUGCCAUAGGCCACUACCUUGCCACCAGAGCUUGGGAAAGAUUUGAAGAUGUAGUGGAGUGUGGCAUGUGA
Miscanthus lutarioriparius is the source of this 243-nucleotide messenger RNA. The record is from the annotation of a GenBank genome assembly. NCBI's taxonomy places the organism in Eukaryota, Viridiplantae, Streptophyta, Magnoliopsida, Poales, Poaceae.